AUGGCACAGAAAACACAAACUGCCAGCAGUUCUGAGGACCAAUCUGCCAGCGCCACGCCAUCUGCACAAGACGCCUUGGAUCCCACGCAACCUGCUACCUCGGGCGCGUCAACCUCAAAGGCAGCUUCCGCCGCCCACAAGUCACACCAGACUGAGCUCGACGCGGCCCUGCGCAACACUUCACAGCCCAUGGCCAAGUCGUCCUCCACGGUCUCGGACCCGGCCGUGAAGGACGCUGGCAUUGAGGCCGCGAACCCGUAUGGGACGCGAUCACGAAACCGUAAUGGAUCAUCGCGCCCAAAUUACGCAGAGGACAAGGACCUGGACGUCGACAUGUACGAUUACGCCCCCGAGAAGAAGGAUCAGGAGUCCAAGAAGUCGGCGCGUCACAGCAAUGUGUCGGCCACGUCCGCCCAAGAGGGCGCGCGCGCCAACGGGUCAACCCGUAAGGCACUCCCAUCCGACGACGCAAAGCCAGUCGCUCCUCAGAACGGAGCAAAGGACGUGCAGCCCGCAAAUCCACCCCCAGUUACGCAACCAUCGACCUUGACAAACUCGACGCAACCCUCGAAAAAGCGCAAGGCGGCCUCACACGCCGCGACUGCGACUUCUCAGGCCCAGUCCUCGACGGCGACAUCGUCGUCAGGUGCCGGCACAGGGGCAUCACGAAAAACGGCGUCGGGCCCUUACGCUAGCUCAUACGCAGAGACGAACAUGCUCAGUUUUGAGAAUUCCGGUGCGGUCCCCAGAGACGGCAAGUUGGUGGCGGAUGACGGUACCGUACUAGCACCCAAUGACAACGUCUAUCUUGUGUGUGAGCCUCCAGGCGAGCCAUAUUACUUGGGUCGCAUCAUGGAGUUUCUCCACACGCAGAAUGACAACACCAAGCCUGUGGAUGCACUUCGCAUCAAUUGGUUCUACAGGCCCAAGGACAUAGGCAAAAAGGUCAAUGACACUCGCUUGGUGUUUGCGACGAUGCAUUCCGAUAUCAGCCCUUUGACAGCUUUGCGUGGCAAGUGCCAAAUCCUGCAUAAGGCGGAAAUACCCAACAUGGACGAGUACCGCAAGAUUUCGGAUUGCUUCUGGUACGAGAAGCUCUACGACCGAUACAUCCAGAAAAACUACGACCUCAUCCCCACGUCGACAAUCGUGAACGUCCCGGAGAGAGUCAAGAAAGUGCUGGAUGAGCGCUGGAAAUUCGUUAUUGUGGAGCAGGGUCGCGGAAAAGAGUUCACUAGCGCAGUGAAGCUCUGCAAGCGAUGCAGCGGGUACUGUGCAAGCAAUGACUCGGUCGACUGUGCUGUGUGUAAGAAGACAUACCACAUGAACUGCGUCAGGCCGCCGCUGCUGAAGAAGCCCUCACGAGGCUUCGCCUGGUCCUGCGCUGCAUGCAGCCGCGCCCAGGAAAGGAAGCUGGAAGCCCGUCACACACCUAAUCUACUAGAUCCCGCAGGCGACGGCGAUGAUGAGGAUCUAUACGAUGACGACGACGAUGAGAUGCAGAUUGAUACCGAGCGAACGAGCCCCGCCGACGACGACGACUCUCAUCGCACCGGCACUGCGGAGCAAAUCUACCAAGCCAGCCUUUGGCCUUGGCGUUACCUAGGAAUGCACUGCAAGCCCGAGGAUGCCCUAGAUUACGACGACCGAAUCUACCCUCGUGCCAGUACUCGGAUUGGUCCUAAGCAUCAAGCUACUGUGCUCCCGUGGCCCGGUCAGCCUGUACAGUACCAAAAGCCUCUUGAAUUUAAGAGAACUGGAAAGAAAGGGCCGGGUUUGUCGAAGGAGGCAUUAGCAGCUUUGGAGGCUGAGAAGUCCCGUCGCGAGAAGCGCCCUAAGUGGGUUCAGGACGAACCCCCCGGUUAUGUGGCAAGAGGUGAGGAUUAUGACAGCGACGACCCGAACGCGACGGCCACCCGACUGUGGGCCCCGCCUCCAGCGACUGAGAAGAACAAGGACUGGGAGGCCAAAGUCGAUCGGUACAUGAAGAAAGCAGAAGAGCUGGCACCCAAAUUCGAUCUGCCCAAGAACUCCACCAACCUCCACGAUGUCGCGCUGGAAACUUACUAUCACAGUGGUUACAACGAAGACCGCGCGGUGAAGCUGUUUUCCGAAGUGGACAAGGCGGCUUUCAAGGAGCCUGAACUGACGGCAACGGAACAGAAGAAGUUCGAGGAAGGCGUCGGGAAGUACGGAUCCGAGCUUUAUCUGGUCAAGCGACAUGUCAAAACAGUUCCACCCGGUACAAUUGUGCGAUACUAUUACAUUUGGAAGAAGACUCCGCAAGGCAAACAAAUCUGGGGCAACUUUCAGAACAGGAAGAGCAAAAAGGAGGCCAAGAAAGCAGAGGUCGCCGCGAGCAAGCUUCAGGACGAUAUCGCAGAUGACGCCGAUGACUCUGCCUUUGACUACGAAAAAGCACACAGCAAGAAGAAGGGCUUUGUGUGCAAGUUCUGUCAUACAAAAUACUCGAGGCAGUGGCGGCGAGCUCCUAACGCAUCCGGGACUCCCGUAAGCGAAGGCGGGGGCAAGAACUCCAACAAGGACAAGAACAACCAGUACAUUCAAGCACUCUGUCGCAGAUGCGCUGAGCUCUGGCGGCGCUAUGCUAUUCAGUGGGAGGAUGUUGACGAGGUGGCCAAGAAAAUCGCACAAGCAGGCGGCCGAGCCUGGAAGAAACGACAGGAUGAGGAGCUCCUUAAGGAACUCGAGGCCGCCAAGGAAAUGCACACUUACUGGAACACGCCCCCGCCGCCCAAUGCUCCGGAGCCGGCCACUGCAACCCCUACUGCACCAUCAAGCGAACCACCCCGCAAGAAGCUCAAGGGUUCCGCCCCGGACAGAGACUCGGAGCCGCUGGCGUCGGAUCCUGCUCCUGCUGCCGCCCCUGCCAAAAAGAAGGAGAAGGCGAUCGAGAAACCCGCCCCUCCGCCGGUACCCGAGAUCCCGAAGCCCAAGACCAUGCCUUGCGCAAUCUGCGACCAGUUGGAGCCGUUAGGAGAUCAGCAUCUGUCUUGCAGAGAGUGCCGGUUGACAGUACACCGCAACUGCUACGGAGUCGUUGACAACAGAAACCCCGGCAAGUGGACUUGUGAUAUGUGCGCCAACGACAAGAGCCCACAGGUUUCAAUCCAAUACAAAUGUGUCCUGUGCCCCAUCGAGCACACGGAACAUGAUUUCGUUGAGCAGCCGAAGAUAUCUGCUUCCAAGAAGAAAUCAGAGAAGGAGAAAGAGCGUGAACGAGUCGAGCGUGAACAAGCACAGAAGGCCGCAGACUACUACAAGAAGAAGCAAGAGGAAAACAACCGGCCAGUCAACCCUCGGGAACCUUUGAAGCGAACCGCAGACAAUAACUGGGUCCAUGUCACCUGUGCCGUUUGGACAGCUGAAGUCAAGUUCGGCAAUGCUAAGGCACUGAUCCACGUCGAGUGUGCUCGUCAGCAAGGCUACCUCCUCGGUUUCGACAUCACUCCUGUCAAGGGGUCUCGCCGUGAUCAAUUCAACCUCGUCACCGUUAAUGGCGAGAGCGGUGUCAUGUCAGCCACAGUGUGGUGCAAAGAACACGUUCCGACAAAGAGCGUCAUACACCGCAUGCACGACAUUGUUAACGAGGACGGUCUUAAUGCCCUCCAGCUCUAUGUGCAGAGCUACAAGCAGGCAGAUCUUACGUUGACUGGUACGGUCCGUAAGGCUAAUCUCAUGACAAAUGCUGCCAAGGUGGGCGGUGUUCCUGUGACGCCAAGUACUAGACGAGCAUCAACCACGACUCUGCCCACCAAUGGUGUUUCUCACAACGGGAGCAACAGCGAAACGGCAAGCGACCACCAAGCAGGAGAGAAAAUUUGCAUUACCUGUGGUAUCGACGUCAGUCUCAAGUGGUGGCCCAUCGAAAACUCUGACGAGCGAGAACUCACCAACGGCCACUACGGAAGCCUCGGGUCAGAAGCUCAAAAGUUUGUGGAGCAGAGGAAGUUCCAGUGCCACAAGUGCCGGAAGCUCAAGCGGAAGCCCAACCCCCAUCCGCCCAAAGACCCCCGCGAGAGUGGUGCCUCCUCCGCUGCCAGUUGUCCCGCCGCACCACGCACUGGCCGCACCUCCUCCAGGACCUCCGCCUUUGAGAAGCCCACCGACAACCGGCCCAGAGGCAAGGGCUCGCAGUCUUUCGUCAUACGCCUGGGUAGCCCCGGCACCACCACCACCACCCCCGCCUCCGCCAGCCGCCCAGCCUGCAGCUCCUCCACCGGCAGCUCCUACCGCACAACCCGUCCAGGCUGCCCCGGCGCCUCCUCCGAUCCCACCGCCGGCACCUCAUCAGGCUCCCAGCCCCUACGGCCCUCCUCCGGCGCCGAGAUAUGGAGACUGGCACAGCCGCCCGCCUGCCCGGCACGGUUCACCACCCCAAAGACCACCGCCGUUUCAACCGCUGUCGACGCUGCGUCCUCCGCCAAUGGCGGUGCCUGCACACCCGCCAAUGCCUACAGCUGUUCCCGCUGGGCAUAUGGGCCAGCCCGCUCAUAA
Colletotrichum spaethianum is the source of this 4518-nucleotide messenger RNA. RefSeq names its product E3 ubiquitin-protein ligase SNT2. The transcript is spliced from 6 exons. NCBI's taxonomy places the organism in Eukaryota, Fungi, Ascomycota, Sordariomycetes, Glomerellales, Glomerellaceae. The record is from RefSeq and is a predicted model, not a curated record. Gene Ontology annotation, cellular component: Lid2 complex. Bases 1 to 4518 code for a protein of 1505 amino acids. Gene Ontology annotation, molecular function: ubiquitin-protein transferase activity; chromatin binding. Gene Ontology annotation, biological process: histone catabolic process.